This is a messenger RNA of Drosophila suzukii, 1641 nucleotides long. It is a transcript of the gene PH4alphaNE1, whose product is annotated as prolyl-4-hydroxylase-alpha NE1. Lineage: Eukaryota; Metazoa; Arthropoda; Insecta; Diptera; Drosophilidae. Gene Ontology annotation, cellular component: endoplasmic reticulum. Gene Ontology annotation, molecular function: L-ascorbic acid binding; procollagen-proline 4-dioxygenase activity; iron ion binding. Gene Ontology annotation, biological process: peptidyl-proline hydroxylation to 4-hydroxy-L-proline. The record is from RefSeq and is a predicted model, not a curated record.
AUGAGGAUAGUUUUAUUGCUGGUGGGACUGAUGUCCUUACUGGUUCAGGGAUCUCUGGCCUCGGAUUACUUUUCAUCCAUUACGGGUCUGGAGGAACUUUUGCAUACGGAGGAGUAUCUCACAAAGGAACUGAGGCUAAAGGUCAAUGGCAUCAGGACAUUACUGGAACAAUUAGAGGGAGAGCUGUCCUCCAUCGAAAGGGAGCACUCCAUGGCUGCCGGGGAUACGGAGAACUAUCUGACCAAUCCGGUGAAUGUGUACCGCCUGAUGAAGCGCCUCCACACGGACUGGUUCUUGAUGGAGGGACGAGUUCAGCUGAUGGCCGAGGAAAUGAACUUCAAUGCAACUCGCGAGUACGGACUGAGUUUUCCCAGCCAGGAGGACGUGGAGGGGGCUGCCCUGGCCCUUGUUCGCCUGCAGAGCACUUACAAGUUGGACGUGGCCCAGGUGGCUGCCGGAAUCCUGAAUGGCGUCAAAUACGGCUCGGACAUGAGCUGGCAGGAUUGCUUCGAGCUGGGUCAACAACUCUUUGAAAUGGAGGACUACAACAACACCAAGGUCUGGCUACGGGAAUCGAUGGAGCGCUUGCGACGUCACAGCAGCCACGCCCACACCCACUCGACGCCCACCAGCGGACCGGAUGCCGUUACCCUCAACAAAAUGGAGGCGACGGCCAAGAGUUUGUUCCAAAUGGGCGACUUCGAUACGGCUUACGAACUGAGCCAACGGGUCCUCCAGUUCGACCCCAAACGAAUAAGGAACUGGCAUCUCGGAGACAAAGGAACGGCUCACCAAGAGGAAAUCGAUGAUGUCUACCUGCCCAAGCACUCGGAUACCUACAACCUGUCCCAGGAGUUCGCCCAGUACGAGAAGGUGUGCCGCGGAGAGGUCAAUCCUGUUCCUCGCAAGGAACUCCGCUGUCGUUAUAGCCGGGGUCACCAUCCAUACCGCCUUUUGGCGCCGCUCAAGCUGGAGGAGCACAGCCUGGAUCCCUAUGUGGUGACCUUCCACGACAUGCUGAGUGGCCGGAAGAUCUCACAGCUCCGGGAAAUGGCCGUCCCGCGCAUGCGUCGCUCUACAGUGAACCCUCUUCCAGGGGGACAGCACAAGAAGUCCUCGUUCCGGGUGAGCAAAAAUGCCUGGCUGGAGUACGAAUCGCAUGCGACCAUGGUGGGGAUGCUCCGGGACCUGAAGGACGCCACGGGACUGGACACUACCUUCUGCGAGCAGCUCCAAGUGGCCAACUACGGCGUGGGUGGCCACUACGAACCGCACUGGGACUUCUUCCGGGACCCCAGUCAUUAUCCUGCAGAGGAGGGCAACCGCAUCGCCACUGCCAUAUUUUAUCUGUCGGAUGUGGAGCAGGGCGGGGCCACCGCCUUCCCCUUCCUGGACAUCGCCGUUAAGCCGGAGAUGGGCAACGUCCUCUUCUGGUACAACCUGCACCGCUCCCUGGACAUGGACUACCGCACCAAACACGCCGGCUGUCCCGUGCUCAAGGGCAGCAAGUGGAUUGGCAACGUUUGGAUUCACGAGGUCACGCAGACCUUUGCCCGACCCUGCGACGUUUUCCGGGAUCACGAGGUUUCGCUGGAGUACGAGAUAAUCAAAUAAAGAUUGUGGCUGUGAUAGUCGAGUUAA